AUGCUUGAGGAGCAGGUGGAAAAAAAAAGAAAAAAAAACGAGGAGCUGAACAAGAUUAUUGCGCAACAAGCAGCGGAGCUCACUGAAUCUAAGAAUCUCAUUGCUGACAAGAAUGCAGAGAUCCAAAAUCUGAUCAAGAAUAGCGCCAAGGAGGACCAAACCGAAUCUAAAAUUAUCUCCCAAGCUGCCGAAAUUCAAAAACUGGAAACCUGGAUCACGAACCUGACCACUAUGUCUCAUGUGCAAUCAGAUCCUGUCAGAUUCCUCACGAUUGAGAAGGAGUUGGCACGAGUUUCUUCGGAACUGAAGGCUUUCGAGGAGGCGGAGCUUAAAAAAGAGAAUGAGAGGUUGAAGGAUCAAAAGGAGCUGUUGGAGGCGAUGCUCCAGUCUAAGAAGAAACUGGAGGAGCAAGUGGAAGAGGCUAACAAAAAGAUCGAGGAGCUGAGUUUGCUUCUGAAGGAAAAGAACGAUAAAAUUGAGGCUAUAACCCAAAAAAUCCAAGAGCAAUCUGCUAACCUCAAAGAAGCCCGUCACCUUAUGAGCUGCUCCCUGAGUUUAAUUGACAUUCAGAAGGAUAAAAUCGAAGCUCAGCAGGAGGAAAUCGCAAAACUGCUGAAAGGUUCUGAAACUGUUCAAUAG
Messenger RNA from Caenorhabditis remanei, 639 nucleotides. RefSeq lists its product as uncharacterized. NCBI's taxonomy places the organism in Eukaryota, Metazoa, Nematoda, Chromadorea, Rhabditida, Rhabditidae. The transcript has a single exon. The record is from RefSeq and is a predicted model, not a curated record. The coding region runs from base 1 to 639 and encodes 212 amino acids.